CUGGGCUGCAGUGUGGAAGGGAAGCGGGUUUGAGGAGCUCAUCCCAGGCUCCUUUGCUAAGCAGUAACAAUGCGUACGAUUGGGUGUUUUCUCUUACCCAUGAGCCUUUAGCAAGAGCUGAUGUUGUGGGGUGGCGCCGGUUACCAGGGCAACGGCAGGAACAGGAUCAGGGCUGUGCAGAAUGGCAGGCACUGUUCUGGGAGUGGGGAUCGGCGUGUUUCUUAUUGCACUCAUUUGGAGCGUGGCGCUGGUUCUUUGCUUGCUGCUCUCCAGGGCUUCUGGACCGGCCAAGUUUGCUGUGAUCCCAGUGUUUCUCAUUGCUCUCAUCAUCACUCUGGUCCUCAUCUUCUUCCCACGGGCCUCUGAGACACCGUCUACAGUCACACAAGUGGUGAUUGUGGAUACCUUCUUUAUCGGACGUUAUUUCCUGGUGUCAAUCCUGGGUGUGAUUUUCCUUGCCAGUCUGUUCCUGGUGCUGCCUUUCCACAUGCUGGAGCCAGUCUAUGCCAAACCACUGCGGGCACGCUAGGGGCACAGCCAGGGAAAGGCACAAGCUCAUACAGACAGCAGCAGUUAGCUCUGUCUGUAAGGUACAGACUGGCCCAUGUGUAAAGUCAUUUGCUGAGAAUUGACCAUUCAGCAGUCUCCCUUUCUCUGCUCCCCUUAGCAUUGGGUACUCCAAGUAACACAGUCACCAGAAACUGUGUAUCCUCUGUAGAUUUUUCCAUAUGCCUACUUCUCUUAUGUUUUUAUUUCUGUGUGAUCAUUUUACUGUUUAAAAGUUUAAAAAAAAACAAUGAUAAAAUGAUAUUGAGGAGCACUUAAUACCCACAGAUCAACAAUGGAGGGGAGUUUUGUUGUUCCAGGACUAUUUUACUACUUUUGUGCUUACAGUUAAUACAUGUUUUAAUGUAAUGUUUUUAAACAUAUUUUAUUUGAUUAUUUUGUAUUUUAUACAUAGUGGGUUUAUAUAAAAUAUAUAUAUAUAU
This is a messenger RNA of Acipenser ruthenus (sterlet), 989 nucleotides long. Its product is annotated as transmembrane protein 218-like. The transcript is spliced from 4 exons. Bases 182 to 529 code for a protein of 115 amino acids. Lineage: Eukaryota; Metazoa; Chordata; Actinopteri; Acipenseriformes; Acipenseridae. The record is from RefSeq and is a predicted model, not a curated record.